AUGGCAGACGGUUGCCUGGAGUGUCAUCGCUGUGUUGGUUACAGACUAUCACUUUUGCAUGGCUGGAGAUGUUAUUUUAAGGCUGGACAAUGUCUUCUCCUGUCUUCACUUGUGCUCUUCAUGAUUUUCGACCAGGCAGAGUCCCGCAGAGAUUCCUGCAAGAACACUUACGGAGAUGACGCCACCUGUGACUUGUGGACUCGCCAGGGUCAGUGUGAGGUCACCGAGUGGAUGCUGGACAACUGCGAGCGGUCUUGUGGCCUGUGUAUUGUUGAUAAGGACGAGAAUUCAAAAUUUCAAAGAAUUUUGGAUGAAUUUUACGACUACCGUUCCCGGGAAUUUCCGGAAUACGCCACCUAUGUUGGUUACCAUGACUACGAUGACGCUUUGGAGUCGUUCCGUCUUUCUGCUUUUGAUAGGAGAAAGAAUGAAACAAACGGAUACAUUACCCGAUUGAAAGCCCUUGACACAGGUCAUCUGUCAAAGGUCAACAAACGAGAAGUGAGAAUUCUGACGUCAUAUCUGCAAACCUUUGUUGAUGGUUACAAAUGGCGCGACUAUGGCGCCCUGAACUCCAUCAACUUCCUGGAGGGCCUGGCCAAAGGACCUCAGUGGCCUCUGUAUGCCAGGUUGGAGAGUGAGCACGACUUUCAGAGAUACCUCAAGCGGCUAGCCUCGUUCCCGGACCAGAUAAAUGAGCAGAUCGCUUUGAUGAAAAGAGCCAUAACUUUGAAGAGAUCAAGUCACAUGGUAUCUGUG
Candidula unifasciata is the source of this 759-nucleotide messenger RNA. The record is from the annotation of a GenBank genome assembly. NCBI's taxonomy places the organism in Eukaryota, Metazoa, Mollusca, Gastropoda, Stylommatophora, Geomitridae.